Messenger RNA from Symbiodinium pilosum, 154 nucleotides. The record is from the annotation of a GenBank genome assembly. NCBI's taxonomy places the organism in Eukaryota, Dinophyceae, Suessiales, Symbiodiniaceae.
GCAGUGGAUGUCAUCCAGGAAGUCAAGGCCAUAGACCUGCGAGGUCAAUACUUUGUCUGUGAAGCUCCACCAAACCUAGCGGUCUUCGACAAUGACGAGGAGCAUGCCGAAAAUCAGUUCCAUCCACCAUCUCACCAGCAGUAUCCUUCCAUCG